CGGAAGCCCCGUGUCUUAUUCAGGGUAACUUGACUCCGCUGGCAGAGCCGGGCAGCAGUAACAAGCGGAGCAGCUGAUGCUGCGCGCGGGCUAAAAAUAAUCAACGUUUUACACUUCGACUCUCACUGUAUUCUCGGUCUUUUCUCUUUUUGUCUUCUUUCUUUCUUUUAUAUUUUUGAAUCCAGACAUCCGGAAUGAAACGUUGUCAUUAAGGAUUAUCACUUUUCUUUGAGGUCGACCCCAGGCUCGGGUGCAGCGGCCGGUCGGGGGCAUGGCCUUGUCGUUUUGCGGCAACGACCGAAGCAUCAACGACCGAAGCAUCAACUCCUACAGCGUGGAGGAGGGCGUGCUCAACAAUGGCUGCUUCGUGGACGCCCUCAACCUGGUCCCCCACGUCUUCCUGCUCUUCAUCACCUUCCCCAUCCUCUUCAUUGGUUGGGGCAGUCAGAGCUCCAAGGUCCAGAUCCACCACAACACGUGGCUCCACUUCCCCGGACACAACAUGCGAUGGAUUCUCACCUUCUCGCUGCUGUUCGUCCACGUCUGCGAGUUCGCGGAGGGCAUCGUCUCCAACAAGGAGAUGUUGACCAACCACCUCCACCUCUUCAUGCCGGCAUUCAUGGGCUUCGUAGCAGCCACGACGUCGGUGGUUUACUACCACAACAUAGAGACGUCCAACUUCCCCAAACUGCUGCUGGUCCUGUUCAUCUACUGGGUGUUGGCCUUCAUCACCAAGUCCAUUAAGCUGUGGAAGUUUGCAGAGCACCAAGUCGGCCCGCAGCACCUGAGGUUCUGCAUCACGGCCCUGCUGGUGGUGCUGUACGGACUUCUGAUGGCCGUGGAGGUCAACGUCAUAAGAGUCAGGAAAUACGUGUUCUUUGCCAAGCCCCAAAAGGUGAAGCCUCCAGAAGACUUGCAGGAUCUGGGGGUUCGUUUCCUGCAGCCGUUUGUCAACCUGCUGUCCAAGUCCACGUAUUGGUGGAUGAAUCCUCUCAUCAUCGGAGCCCACAAGAGGCCCAUCGAGCUGAAGAAGAUCGGCAAGCUGCCCAUCGCCAUGCGAGCCCUCACCAACUACCUUCGGCUCAAAGACGCCUACGAGGACCAGAGGGUGACAGCCCCUUUCCGCUACCUGGCCGACCUGCUGGGCUUCGCCAGGCCGCUCUGCAUCUCCGGCAUCGUGAAGUACAUGAACACCACGGACAGCUCCCCCGCGGCCGGAGCACAUCAAGAGCAGACGCAUUUAGGCGUGUACUUCAUGUCCUCCACGGAGCUGCUGGAGAACACCUCGGUCCUGGCCGUGCUCCUCUUCCUGGCGUUGGUCCUACAGAGGACCUUCCUGCAGGCCUCCUACUACGUCGCCAUAGAAACCGGCAUCAACCUGCGGGGAGCCCUGCUGGCAAUGAUCUACAACAAAAUGCUGCGUCUGUCCACCUCCAACAUGUCCAUGGGGGAGAUGACGCUGGGGCAGAUCAACAACCUGGUUGCCAUAGAGACCAACCAGCUGAUGUGGUUCCUCUUCCUCUGCCCCAACCUGUGGGCCAUGCCCGUACAGAUCGUGAUGGGAGUGAUCCUGCUCUACUACCUGUUGAACGUCAGCGCCUUGGUGGGGGCGGCGGUCAUCGUCCUGCUGGCGCCGGUCCAGUACCUCAUCGCCACCAAGCUGGCCGACACGCAGAAGAGCUCCCUGGAACACUCGACGGAUCGUCUGAAGAAGACCACGGAGAUCUUGAAGGGCAUAAAGCUGCUGAAGCUGUACGCCUGGGAGAACAUAUUCUGCGACAGCGUGGAGGAGACCAGAGGCAAAGAGCUCACCAGCCUCAAGACCUUUGCUCUCUACACCUCCAUGUCCAUUUUCAUGAACGCCGCUAUCCCCAUCGCCGCCGUCCUCGCGACGUUCGUGAUGCACCACUUCCUGAACGGGAAGGGCCCCGCUCCGUCGGAGGCUUUCGCCGCCCUGGCGUUGUUCCACAUCCUGGUCACGCCCCUCUUCCUGCUGUCCACCGUGGUGCGAUUCGCCGUGAAGGCGCUGGUCAGCGUCCAGAAGCUCGGCGAGUUUCUCCAGAGUGACGAAAUUGGAGACGACAGCUGGAGGAAUGGAGACAUGUCCGUUUUCAUGGAAGCAGGGAAAAAGACCCCGGGGGGGACCAAAGCCAUCAACAGAAGGCAGCCCAUGCGCUCCCAGAUGGACAACUACGAGCAGCCGCCCCGGCGUCAGAUGAGGCCCUCGGAGACGGAGGAUGUGCCCGUGAAGGUGAGCAACGGAUCCUUCACCUGGGGAAGCAACCUGUCCACGCUGUCCGACAUCAACAUCCGCGUCCCCACCGGUCAGCUGACCAUGAUCGUGGGCCAGGUGGGUUGUGGGAAGUCCUCCCUGCUGCUGGCGAUGCUCGGCGAGAUGCAGAGCAUCGACGGAAGAGUCCACUGGAGCAAGCUGCCUGAUAAUGAGACGCUCCACGAGGAGAACAUCAGUUGGUCAGGGGCAGAGGAGUCUGACGAAGACAUCAGGAGCAAGAACAGAUACUCCGUGGCCUACGCUACCCAGAAGUCCUGGCUGCUCAAUGCCACCGUGGAGGAGAACAUCACCUUUGGAGGCCCUUUCAAUAAACAGAGGUACAAGACGGUGAUCGACGCCUGCUCUCUGCAGCCCGACAUCGACCUGCUGCCCUUCGGGGACCAGACGGAGAUCGGAGAGAGGGGCAUCAACCUGAGUGGAGGCCAGAGACAGAGAAUCUGUGUGGCCCGAGCGCUCUACCAGAACACCAACAUCGUCUUCCUGGACGAUCCCUUCUCCGCGCUGGACAUCCACCUCAGCGAUCACCUGAUGCAGGAGGGCAUCCUCAAGUUCCUGCAGGACGACAAACGCACUGUCGUCCUGGUGACCCACAAACUGCAGUACCUCAUUCACGCUGACUGGAUCAUAGCGAUGAAGGACGGCUCGGUGCUGAGAGAGGGAACGCUGAAGGACAUCCAGACGCACGACAUCGAGCUUUACGACCACUGGAAGACGCUGAUGAACCGGCAGGACCACGGGCUGGAGAAGGACGUUCAGCAGGACAGUCAGACCACGCUGGAGAGGAAAACGCUGAGGAGAGCGUUCUACUCCAGAGAGGCCAAGAACCAGAUGGACGACGAGGACGAAGAGGAAGAGGAGGAGGAGGAAGACGACGACAACAUGUCAACGACCACUAACAGAAGGUCAAAGAUCCCGUGGAGGGUGUGCUGGUGCUACAUGUCCUCUGGGGGCUUCUUCAUGGUCUUCCUGAUGGUGUCCUCCAAGCUCCUCAAGCACUCCGUCAUUGUUGCCAUUGACUACUGGCUGGCAAUCUGGACUUCCGUUAAAACCACCGGGACUGUGGACAGCAGAACGGCCAACGCCACGGGUCCUCCCCCAGCGGCCGAGGACGACUCCCACUACCUGCCGGUGUUCAUCAUCCUGUGUGCGGCGGGGAUCACGCUGUGCCUCAUCACCUCUCUCACCGUGGAGUUUCUGGGUCUUUCUGCAGCCACAAACCUGCACCACAACCUGCUCAACAAGAUCAUCCACGCUCCCAUCAGGUUCUUUGACAUCACUCCUCUGGGGCAGAUCCUCAACAGGUUCUCCGCAGACACCAACAUCAUAGACCAGCACAUUCCUCCCACGCUGGAGUCCCUGACGAGGUCCACGCUGCUCUGCUUGUCGGCCAUCGGGGUCAUUUCCUCCAUCACUCCGUUCUUCCUCUUCACCUUGGUUCCCCUGGCCGUGGCCUUCUACUUCAUCCAGAAGUACUUCCGGGUGGCCUCCAAGGACCUCCAGGAUCUGGACGACUCCACCCAGCUUCCUCUGCUCUGCCACUUCUCUGAGACCGCUGAAGGUCUCACCACCAUCCGAGCGUUCAGACACGAGGCCCGGUUCAAACAGCGGAUGCUGGAGCUGACGGACACCAACAACACCGCCUACCUGUUCCUGUCUGCCGCCAACCGCUGGCUGGAGGUCCGGACGGACUACCUGGGGGCGGUGAUAGUGCUGUCGGCAGCGGGAACCUCCAUAUGGGCGAGCGGCUACGGCUUUUACUCUGGAGGCCUCGUGGGCCUCGGGCUCACGUACGCCCUCACGGUCACCAACUACCUGAACUGGGUUGUGAGGAACCUGGCAGACCUGGAGGUCCAGAUGGCCGCCGUGAAGAAGGUCAACAGCUUCCUGGGCACCGAGUCGGAGAACUACGAGGGAACUAUGGACGCCUCUCAGGUGCCUGAGAACUGGCCUCAGGACGGCGAGAUAAAGAUCCAGGACCUGAGCGUGCGCUACGACCCCGUCCUCAAACCUGUCCUCAAGCACGUCAACAUGUUCAUCGAGCCGGGCCAGAAGGUAACGCCACUGGGGAUCUGCGGUCCCACUGGGAGCCGGGAAGAUCCUCUCUGCGCUGCUGAUGCGAGCGCACGUUUGCUGUCCGCAGGGAAGAUCGUCAUCGACGGGAUCGACAUCUGUAAGCUCCCCCUGCAGACGCUCCGGUCCCGCCUCUCCAUCAUCCUGCAGGAUCCAGUGUUGUUCAGUGGAUCCAUCAGGUUCAACCUCGACCCCGAGAGGACGUGCACCGACGACCGCCUGUGGGAGGCGCUGGAGAUCGCUCAGCUGAAGAACAUGGUGAAGGCGCUGCCCGGAGGACUAGAUGCCGUGGUGACGGAGGGCGGGGAGAACUUCAGCGUGGGCCAGAGGCAGCUCUUCUGCCUGGCUCGAGCCUUCGUCAGGAAGAGCAGCAUCCUCAUCAUGGACGAGGCCACGGCGUCCAUAGACAUGGCCACGGAGAACAUCCUCCAGAAGGUGGUGAUGACAGCCUUCGCGGACAGAACGGUGGUGACCAUCGCACACCGCGUCCACACCAUCCUCACGGCCGACACCGUCAUCGUGAUGAAGCGAGGGAACAUUCUGGAAUACGACAAACCGGAGACUCUGCUGGAGCAGGAGGACGGGGUGUUCGCCUCCUUCGUCCGGGCCGACAUGUAGACGCACGCGUCCGUCGGUCCUUUCUGUUUUCUUCUUUCACGUUGAGUUUGUUUUUUCUUAAGCGAGGCGGACGGACCUCUGUGACGAGAACGGACGAACCGAUCCAGAAACAUUAUGAAUCACCACUUUAUAUAUUUGAACAGUACUUGAAUCAUUCAGUCAGCCGAUUAAAUUAUGCCUUUUUGUUUUUUAGAAACAACACCUGUAGCCAAAUAUCACCUAAGGGAUAAACAGGUUAAUGAGUUCCCCAAUAUAGUUUAUCCAAAAUACGCAUAUCAAGACAAUAAAGAAAUCAUUGGAUCACUGACUUUUAACAACCAGCAUUAAAGAGUUAGUUACAAACAUAGAUCCCGCUUCCCUAAAGAGAAGGUUGUGUUCUUUCAAUGGGAUUUGUUGAGAAUAAGAAAGUGUGGAAUUAUAUUCAGAAUGUAUUUGGGCAUGAAGUGUGUUCAGGAAGCCAUUUAGCUUUUAUUUCAGGUGUUAUACGCGGUAUAUAAACCUUUUCAACUUAAAGUGUUGAGACUGCACAGCGUUACAUUGAGAUUUUGUCCUUUAAGGAUAAUUUAUCAACCAACACUUCAAGCGUCGUUAAACAUAUCUUUUAAUCCUUGGUAUGUGUGUUAUGAUAAAAAAUGUGAGAAACAAUCUCACUGCAAAGGAUUUUGCAUUUUUUUAGACUGACACUCAAUACACAGCUUUUAAAAACCUUUUUGAAAAGAUCAGCGAGACGGAUCUCAACGAAGCGCGACGAUGGAAACCAACAUCCAAGGAUUUACUGCGUCUGUUUUUAAUAGAAUUCUUGUGGGGCCUGAAAGGGAGACGCCAGAACUCAAAGUCCACUCAGACUACUUGCAAUGACCACCAGGAGGUCGACCGUGCAACGGUGUUUUCCAGCCCAACUUUUCAGCUUUUAUCUUUAUUUCCCGACAGGUACAACUAGCUAGGUAGCUGACAAAGUACCGCAAGGAGCAGCUCAAGAGCCAGAAAUCUUCCUCUGGAGUUAGAGAACAAUAACCGAUCUAAAAGAAGAGAUUUCAGAGCCCACAACAAAGUUUAUGAGCGAUAAAAUGUCAGAUGUUCUGCUGCCACCAAGUAGCCAAAAUCCUCAUUCUUAUUCCAACGUAAUGAACGAUUUGUACAAUCAGAUCCCAUUGGGGGUCGUGGCUUCCAAACUUUUCCAUUAACUUAUCCGAUAAGGGUUGUAAAACCCUCAAUUCGAUACCGCGCUGUAGUCGACACAGGAGACUCUUAAAAACCUUUGACUUCUUCAGUUAACUGGACAUUUGGCUGUACUUUUGUGCUACGAAUCUUCUAUGCAAUCAGUCAACAGCGCGUUGACUUCAUAACCCGUGAAGAAAUAGCAGCUCGUUAGCUUAGCACAAAGACUCCAUGCGGGUAGAAACCGUUAGCAUGGCUCUAAAGCACCUCUGGAGCUGCUUCAACUUAAUUUCUACAAAAGAUGUGAAAAUGACAAUGCUGGUAAUGUACCAGACUUUUAUGCCUUUAUGUUCCCAGUUAAUGUUUAUUUUGAGAUAUUAGUUUACGAUCCUCUUUAUUUAACAUCAUCAGCCGGUGGGCAGUUUUUAAAAAGAAACCUGAAAUGAAAAUAGCUCUAAACAUUUUAUGCCUGUUGAUUCGCGCUGUCCCGCCUCUAUUGCCCUUUGUUGUGUUAUUCUCACUUUUCAAAUGACUGAACUACAGACUAAAAGCCAAAUAGAUUCUUUGAUAUUUUUUAAAGAUAAAAUAAGAUGUUUCAUCUCAAGAAGUCAUUAUUUUUUCUCCACUUGUAAACGUCUGCCGCCACUUCGACUUUGAGCUUCAUUUUUUACUGCGCGUGUGUUUCUGCUUCGUACAUCUAAACACAAUUAAUCUAUUCAAUAAUUUACAAUUAUGCCGUGUUUGCACUCGGUUCAAUGAAAGGCAACACUUAGGUAUCAAUCUUCUCCCUUUUAUAGAUUUGUAACAUAUAUAUUAGUCUUUUACCCCAUGUUUUGGAUAUUAAAUACAAAACGCGUGGGUUACUUAAGGGUUGACAUUGACUGUUAAAUGCAUGAAACAUAGAGUGAACAUCGCACGCACACACACACACACACACACACACACACACACACACACACACACACACACACACACACACACACACACACACAAAUGAUUCGACUGCUCACAUGAAUGCACAUUUAAAUGCAACUUAAAUACCAGAAAUAAUUCUUCCACGUAAAGGGUGAUUUGUUUUUUACUCUUAAUGUAUGUAAGUGUACAUUCUGUAUAUCCAAGAAUUUUUGAAAAUAUAUAAACAAUUGUUAUGUGUGCCUAAUUUUUUUACUCUUGAAAUGACAAUAAAAUGUUUUAUGAG
Molecule: messenger RNA, 7337 nt
Organism: Gasterosteus aculeatus aculeatus (three-spined stickleback)
Lineage: Eukaryota; Metazoa; Chordata; Actinopteri; Perciformes; Gasterosteidae
Source: RefSeq, a predicted model, not a curated record